Molecule: messenger RNA, 7058 nt
Organism: Austrofundulus limnaeus
Lineage: Eukaryota; Metazoa; Chordata; Actinopteri; Cyprinodontiformes; Rivulidae
Gene: cpeb4b
Product: cytoplasmic polyadenylation element binding protein 4b
Exons: 11
Coding region: 474-2732 (752 amino acids)
Biological process (GO): negative regulation of cytoplasmic translation
Cellular component (GO): synapse; cytoplasm; neuron projection
Molecular function (GO): translation factor activity, RNA binding; mRNA regulatory element binding translation repressor activity; ribosome binding
Source: RefSeq, a predicted model, not a curated record
CGCUGUCAUUCGGCCACGGUCGGUUCCAGGAGAGAGGGGCAGCCCGAGAAACACACACACACUCACAGGGAUCGGCUGGCUCUGUAGGAGAGAGACAGCGAGCGAGAAAAGAUACUGAAAUCAAACGGACAAUGAAACCGAUCGAAAAAGGCUUGUAAACGAAAAAAAAAAUAGAAGCCACGUUAACAAAGCUAUCGGAUGAUAGAGUCCAGAUCAGAGGCAAAGCAGAGAGCUGUGUCAUUGAGAGGCAGGACACGUCAGGAGAAGGGAGAAAAAAAAGCUGACCGACUGCACUGUACGAGUCAGCUAUUAAAUCGCCUCUGAAAAGCUUUGCCUGCCAUUGCUUCAAGGACACCAUCUCGCUGCCAUUCCAAGCGAAGGAUCUCAGCAAAAGACAUCGCCGAGGUCGAAGGCGGUGAUCGUAAGGACCAAAGAGAUCAGGGGUUAGCAUUUGUUCUGGGGGGAGAAAACAAAUGGGGGAUUACGGGUUUGGAGUCCUAGUUCAAAACAACACUGGCAACAAGUCUGCUUUCCCGGUCCGAAUCCACCCGCAUCUGCAGCCCCCACACCACCACCAAAAUGUGUCUCAGAGCCCGGCUGCUUUCAUAAACAGCACCACAGCCACAGGGAAUGGCACCAUGGGAGGCUCUCCCUGGCUCUUUCCUGCCUCUGCCACCCACAACAGCGUGCAAGACGAAAUCCUGGGGGGGACAGAGAAGCCCAAAGCACAGCAGCAACAGGAAAUGCAAGAAACACAAGAAAAGCAGCAGCAGUUGUCUCCUGGGAGUCACCAGGAGGGUGGGAGUGGUGGUGGGAUAAUUUCAGAACUGGAAAAAUCCCGGUCAGAGGAAGCCAAGACGGAGAACGGCACCUCUGAAAGCAGUAGUGGAAAGGAGAAGCAGCUCCGCCUUGAGUCACCUGUUCUGACAAGCUUUGAUUACCAGGAGACGUCUGGUCUAGGGGGAACUGGUCCGGUACAGUCCAGUACGACCUCGUCAUCUCUUACUGGCUUUAACAACUGGUCAGCUGCCAUCCCGCCCGCGCCAUCAACAAUCAUCAACGAGGAUGUCAGCUUUUUCAACCCGGCCUCCGCCAACAACGGGCCGCUGCUGUUCCAGAACUUCUCGCACCACGUCAGUCCGGGCUUUGGUGGGAAUUUCUCCCCUCAGAUUGGACCAGCCGCCGCCUUGUCCCAGCACCACCCCGCGCCGCCACCGCACCCCCACUUCCAACACCCCCACAGCCAGCACCAGCAGCACCGACGCUCCCCAGCUUCGCCUCACCCUCCGCCGCCCUUCCCUCACAGGAACCCCGCUUUCAGCCAGUUGCCACAUUUGUCAAACAGCCUAAACAAGCCCCCGUCCCCCUGGGGUCCGGCCAGCUACCAGAGCCCCUCUCCCUCCCCUGGCUCGUCCACCUCGUGGAGUCCCGGAGGAGGCUAUGGUAGUGGUGGAGGUGGGUGGGGUGGAUCUCAGGGCAGAGAUUAUCGUCGUGGGCUGAAUGGAGGAAUGACCCCUAUCAAUUCCAUUUCGCCACUAAAGAAGACCUUUCCUAACAACCACAUGGCAUCCCAGAAGUAUCCCCGAAAUAGUCCUGCUGGCUUCAACCCCAAAUCCUGGAUGGAUGACGGUGUGGGUCGUGAUAGCAUUUUCCCUUUUCAGGAACGCAACAGGUCAAUUGACAGCUUCAACAUGGGCCCAUUGGAGAGCUCACUGAUUGACAUCAUGAGGGCCGAGCAGGACACCUUGAAAGGUCGUCUUGGGUUUCCCCACCCAGGAGGGGAGAACCCUCUCCCCCUUAACGCCAGGAAUUAUAACAGGAGACGAGGCCACUCCUCUCUCUUCCCCAUGGAGGACAGCUUCCCCGAUGACGAGCGUGGAGAUCAGGGUCUCGCAGGUCUGGGCUCUCCACACUGCUUCCCUCAUCAGAACGGAGAGCGCGUGGAGCGCUACUCACGCAAAGUCUUUGUCGGCGGACUGCCUCCAGAUAUAGAUGAAGAUGAGAUAACAGCCAGUUUCCGACGCUUUGGACAACUGUUUGUGGAUUGGCCCCACAAAGCAGAGAGCAAAUCCUACUUCCCCCCUAAAGGCUACGCCUUCCUGCUGUUCCAGGAUGAAAGCUCUGUGCAGGCUUUGAUCGACGCCUGCAUCGAGGAGGACGGCAAGCUCUAUCUGUGCGUCUCCAGCCCCACCAUUAAAGACAAGCCGGUCCAGAUUCGGCCCUGGAACCUGAAUGAUAGCGAUUUCGUGAUGGAYGGAUCCCAGCCUCUGGACCCGAGGAAAACCAUCUUUGUGGGAGGAGUUCCUCGUCCGCUCCGUGCAGUGGAACUGGCCAUGAUCAUGGACCGCCUGUAUGGAGGAGUUUGCUACGCUGGCAUCGACACAGACCCCGAGCUGAAGUACCCCAAGGGAGCGGGGCGGGUCGCCUUCUCUAAUCAGCAGAGCUACAUUGCUGCUAUCAGUGCUCGCUUUGUCCAGCUGCAGCAUGGAGAGAUCGAUAAACGGGUGGAAGUGAAGCCAUACGUGCUCGAUGACCAGCUGUGCGACGAGUGCCAGGGAACUCGCUGCGGUGGCAAGUUCGCGCCGUUCUUCUGCGCCAACGUCACCUGCCUGCAGUACUACUGCGAGUACUGCUGGGCGGCCAUCCACUCCCGCGCCGGGCGAGAGUUUCACAAGCCGCUGGUGAAGGAGGGGGGCGACCGGCCUCGCCACAUCUCCUUCCGCUGGAACUGAGCAGAACGACGUGGAAGGGGGGAGAGGAGGGCAGGUAGUGCAGGAGUCGCAAAUCAUUGUACAAAUAAAUGCACUUUUCUGUUGCUGGUUCCUUUUUGCUCUAAUUUCACCUAACAUUAUUAUUAUUAUUGUUAUUCUUUUUGAAAUUUUUAUUUAAAGUUAAUAUAUAUAUCAAUAUUUUGAAGAUAGAAAAGAAAAACUGGAUUGUAUCCAAAAAUGUCCAUCUAGGGGGAAAAAAGAUGUGUAAUAUAAUUUUAUUUUUCUUCUGAUUUUUGAAAUAUUUUUAGUUCUCAAAAAAAAACAUAUAUAUUUGAAAUAUAGGAAAGUUUGAUGUGUGAUAUGGUACUCUGCUUUUUAAUUGGCAUAUUUUUUCUAAAACAAACACAUUUCCUUUUGAUACAAGAGGCCCUAAUUUGACAUUUAGCCGUCAUAUAUUGUAGCAGAGCUGUAACCUUUUGUACGAAGUCUUAAGUCAUUGGCUCUUUAUUUCUGAAAGGUGGGUUAGGUUUACCAAUGUUACAAGAGGCUCAAGAGCAAAUGCGAGUAACAAAGGUGUUGCUGAAGAAGAGUGCACUUAUUUCCAGUUUAAAGAGUGAAUAUUGCCGUAGAUAAGACCCUUUGUAGUUAACCAAAGCUGAAUCCUGAUUCCCUUUGAAGAACAGAAAGGGCCCUUCAGAAACAAAAUGGAUUCUUUCUCUCCCACUUUUUUGUUUUGUUAUGUUUUAAUUGUUAUUUUCAUUCAAAACCAUACAAACAUUUUGACGUUACUUGAAAAUUGCGGGAAAAUUUUAGCAACACAGAUUUGGGUUUUGAUCUCCAUUGUGACAUGCAAAAACUAAUACCUCAAACUCAGCUGCUAAUGUGCCGAAUACAGUAAGAAGAAGAAGAAAAGCAAGAAAAGAAAACUUUAACGCUCUCCGGUGUUCUCCUUUCCUUAGAAUUCUAAUCAGAGGGAAGUGAUGUUGCACACAGAGAGUGAUGUAACUGGCACAGUUUUGUACUCACUUGCUUCAUCACCUCCUUAUUUUUGUAAUCAAACCCAGGGUUGUGCUAGCGACAGAGCGAAGCAUCAGUAUACAGUGUAUUAUGGGAAUGUAUGGGUUAGGGAGGCUAUGGGAGAGACCGGUCGAAACGCAGCCCACUUCCCUUCCUCACGUCUGCUAGCGGCCUCCGCUGCUAGGCUAGCAGCUAACACAGGGCAGGGCCUCGGUUGCGGAUGGAAGCCUGCUUUCUGCGGACCCGUCCGUUUGCGGCCCGCGUUGCAGUUUGUAAAAAAAAGAAGAAAAAAAAAAGGAAAACGCCUCUCUUUGUUAGUUUUCUUUAAAGCAUUUGUGCAAUUCUCCCAAGUCCUUAACGACAAAGUGCUACUUUGCAUCCGAGAGCGAGCGACAUUUUAAAGAAAGAAGCAAUUAAAAAAAAAAGAUCUGCUUUGCAAAUCCUCAUGGGUGGGGGAAAUCUGCCCUUUCGGCGACCCCUCCAUCCCUUCUGCUGCCAAGUUAAACCAACUCAGCAUCCAGUGUUUUUUAAAGCAUAAAUGAAGAUAGUUUCUGCAGCGUGCUCUACUACUACAACACACUUGUGACCCACGCGCAGUUUGAGAACGAAACCGCAGGUGCACACGGCCGGAGCCGGUGACCUUCGGGAACCAAAGAUGGUUGUGCAGUAGUGGGUCACAUUGUAGCUCAUUUCUUAUUUUAUAUUUACGUUUGCAUUUCUCUUUGUUUUUAAUGUACACUUUCAUAAAUCUACCAGUUGUGUUGAAACUCUCAAGCCCUGACGGAGUCAACAAACCAAAGAUUGGCCUUGAACACCAUCUCCGCAGUAUGAACGGUGACCUUCUGCGUGCUAGAGAUUUCCUCGUGACACAACAGUAGGAAACCAGCAGGGCUUGCAGACAACAAGGCCUCGCGUUCUCUCUAGCUCAAAGAGGAGCCGUCCGUUCUAUUUUUUACCUGAAAUAGCUUGGGAAAUUUACCACGAAGUGCACAUUCCCACUGCAAAGGYGACAAGUAAUCCUAUUUCUUUGCUAUUUUACGUCACUAAGUGGCAACCUUCUAGCCGAGCAUUUAAAAGUCAGGGAGUUAGUAGAAACUUGAUUAUUACACACUAGUGAGAAUCCUCACGUCGACGCGGCGUCGUUGCACCAGUUCUUUCUCUUAUUAUUAUUUUGCACCCGMAACGUUAGCGUUUUUUUGUGGGUGUGUUGGGUGAGCAUUUUAGAAGUUCAAACACUUUGUGAAGAAUUUGCUGUUAAAUGAGAUGAAAAAAACAGAAAAAAAAGAUUAUUUUAUACAUGGCCUGCUGAUUUUUUGGUACAGUGUUUUCUAGCUAAAUUAUUUUGUCAUGCACAUAUAAACAUUUAUUAUGCACUACUUUUCUAAAUAUUUUUUUUCUCCUCUUUUUUUUUUUUCCAACAGUCAUUUUAGGCACAUUUUUCACAAAUGGGGAAACUCCUUUUUGCAAUACCUCAAUUUUUCACAUUGUGAAAGGUAGCUUUUGUACUUUUGUUACUGAGAGAUCUGCAUAUACGGAGAUGUUCAUUUUACGAAAAAAAGACAAAAAAAGUUGAGCGAUUUCAAUAUAUAUUAUUAUUAUUAUUAUUAAUAUUAUUUUCAAUUAUGCUUUUUAUACAUUUCCGUGCUGAGGAAUCUUUACAACUUUACAAGUGCGCAGUUGUGUUGAUGCGACUUCAGAUCUACAGAGGACAGACCAAAGCUCUCUUGGUCUUAGCUUUCCAUACACUAGAUGUUUUCCAGCCAAUCUGGUCUAUAACAGCAUGGAGAAAUAAAUAAAAAUAAAAGGCAAAAAAAAAUUAAUGUAAAUGUCUCUAAACUUACUAGUUGGAACUUCUGUCUUGGUUUCCUCCCCAUAGAUGGAGCGUAACUUCGAACGAGGAGAAUGCAAAAUCUGGUUCAGGCUUAACGCUGAAUCUCGUAUCACAAGAAUGGAUGUUUGGUGUUUUAGAUAUUUUAAUAUUUGAAAAAAAUCUAUAUAUACAUAUAUAUAAAUAUAUUCUUGAACUUGCCAACUAGCACCUAUUGUAAUCCUUAGCAUGCAUGACAAAAAAAAAGAGAGAGAAAAUGACAAGUACAUGAAUUAGCUAUUAAAAUUAAUUGUUGUGGUGUGCACCAAAUGUUUCUCAACUAUUACGUUAAGGACCCGACCCCCGCCCCCGUCCCCUUGUGUCGACCCCCGUAGUCGCAGACCUCUCUGCGGGACACGCGGCGGAGAGGUAGCCAUUAAAGCAAAACAAAAAAGAAAACCCGUUGAACUAAAAGCGUCAGGGACUUGGAGCGUCCGUACGAAACACUGUUCAAAAAGACUUGAGACGUCGCCCCGCCCCCACCCGCGCCGACGCCGCCGUCUGUCGAGGCGACCUCACGUAGACCUAUCUGGAGGAAGGGGAGCUUAAAAAGACUUGAAUGUGGUAAAAAUGUUGCAAGUUAACUUCAAGUUGUAAUGUGCAAUACUUCUUUUGAACCUUUUUCCAGAUAUAAAGACUCUUUGCAAUGUAAUUCUUUAAUGCCAUUUUUAAUUGCAGACAUUUAAUUAAAGAAGAUGUUAAUAUGUUUUUCACAGUCAUUUUCUACUGUUAUUGUAAUCCUUUUCAUGCUGGUGUUUGUAAAAAAAAAAAGAAAGAAAAGAAAUCAAACUAUUUGUACUAAUAUAAAUAAUUGAAGUUAUUUUUAAAACAUUCAAAAAAGGUUUUUGUGCUCAUUUGCUUAUUUUUUUGUUUAUUUUAAGCUACUGUGAUUGAUUGCAUUGUAAUUAUUAGGUCAACAAUGUAUUUAGCUGUUUAUUGGUAUAUUUUUAAUUGGAAUGUAUAAUUGAUUUUUAUAAUUUUGAUCAGAUUUUUGUUAUAUUUUUGAGGUGAAGCUUUUAAUAUGUUAAAGUGUCUAGUUUUUACUAAUUGCUAUAUUGUGCUCCACAAUAUAUGGUUCACAUUUUCUGAAGGAAAAUAAAUAUUUAAAUAUUUGUCUGUUAAACGAUGUUACUUAAUGGCAAGAUUUCAAUAGUUUUUAACUGUGUAUGGGAAGGUUGUUGUAUUUAUUAAUAGCAUUUUUUUACUUAAGAUAUCACCUUAAUUUUUAUUGUCAUUUCACUUUAUAAGUUCCUAUUUUUGUAUUUUCCUUUCUAGUUAAGUUAUGUAAUAUGGAUAUGUCCAUAUUUCUUGGAGUUGGUCUGUAGAAGUGCUUGUGAAACGACAUAAAGAAAAAUCUAAUGUUAUUUAAUUGUUUGCAGCCAACUAUUUAUAACAGUAUGCAUAAUUUUUAAAUAUUUGUAAUGUGAAAUGUUGAAUGAAAUAAAUCUUAACUGUGAUGAAAA